AUGGAGACCAUGCAUUCGCGCCGCGUGCCCAUGAGCCUCAAUCGCCCAGGCCCUCGCUAUCAACCCGAGAACCAAUUUCAAAGCUCCGUCCCGGGCCCUGUCGAAUACGGCGAUGCAACCACCCGCAUGGAUGAGUAUUCGGCCUCGCUGCGCCACCCGGGCCGACGUGGCCUCUUGGAUGCCGUCCGCGACGAAGUCCACUCUGCAUUUCCCCCACCCAAGCCCGGUCCAUCUCCAAGCCAAUACCAAAAGGUUCAAGUGCGUCCCGUCAAGCCGGCUUCCAAAAUCGGAGCCAACGGUUUGCACGACCUCUCUCGCGAGCCUCGAGGCCCGUGCAACUUUACCACUGGACCUCGCUUCCCUUCCUCGGCUGAUCGCAUCGGCCUUGCUCCGGGGCAGUAUGGCAUUCCUGAAGCCAAUCUCUCCACCACCCAUCGCGUGCCCGUGAUUGAAUUUUCCGAAACAGCCCGCUUCCCCAAAAAGCCCACCGACUACUAUGGCCUGCAUCAUUUGGCCCACCUGCCCCGUCCUGCGGAGGACCCUGGACCUGGCCACUACACUGCCCCCCUUGUCGAGCCCCGACCCGCGACCCACCACGGACCAUCGGUCACGCCUUUCAACGACCUGCCCGCCUGCCUCACGUGUGUCCAUCGUGCUUUGCCAUGCGUGCAGAAAGAUGUUACGGGGCCAGGCAUGCGAGCUGGCACCGGAGCUCUACCCAUGACGGGCAAGCAAUCGACUGCCAACCUCUCCUCUACGCUGCCGCGCUUCCAGACGGCCGGCCAAAACGACGAGUACAUGCUGGAGCGCCUUCGAUGCGGCUCACGGGUGUGUGCCCGUACGAGGACCUAA
Molecule: messenger RNA, 852 nt
Organism: Monosiga brevicollis MX1
Lineage: Eukaryota; Choanoflagellata; Craspedida; Salpingoecidae
Exons: 3
Coding region: 1-852 (283 amino acids)
Source: RefSeq, a predicted model, not a curated record